Molecule: messenger RNA, 3123 nt
Organism: Fonticula alba
Lineage: Eukaryota; Rotosphaerida; Fonticulaceae
Exons: 6
Coding region: 127-3123 (998 amino acids)
Biological process (GO): mRNA 3'-end processing
Cellular component (GO): nucleus
Molecular function (GO): protein binding; mRNA binding
Source: RefSeq, a predicted model, not a curated record
CGCCUUCUCCCCUUCCCGUGUGCCUGCGGUGUCCUUUCCCCCCUUGGACAAGCCCGCUCAUCCUAUCCUUCUCGAUUGUUGCUCAGAGCAGGCCCCCCCCCGUUCACCCUCCCCCCCCCUGCAGACAUGAAUUUCGGCAACCGAGCGGCCGUGGUUCCCAACCUGCCGCCGGUGGCUGCCCUGCCAUCUUCACAGGGGGUGGACCGGCUGCUGGCAUCGGUUCGACGCCUCGAGCGUGAUAUUGGCGAUAUCGCUGCCUGGUCGGUGUUCCUCAGCGAGGUGACCCCGGAAAAGAUCGCCGCCGCCGGGACUCUACGCAUGAAUGUUGCCCAACUUUGUCGCCGGUCGACCGAUCUCUUCCCCUCCGUGGAUCGCGCCUGGCUCGCUCACCACGACGGCCUGGCUUUCCUGUCUCUGGGCGAGGCCGAAGUCCGGGCCCAGUCGGAAGAUCUCUUCGAGAAAGCCACCAAAGCCUGCCUGUCGGUGGAGGUUUGGCAGCGGUACAUCCAGUUUCUGAAAUCCACCCGGUCGGCGGAUGCCCUGCGCGACGCCCUGACAACCGCCUUCUCCGAAGCCCUCAACCAGGUGGGCCUGGACAUCGGCGCAGCUCCCUUGUGGGAGAGCUACCUCCGGUUUAUCGAAGAGCGUCAGGUCACCUUCGACAGCGAGCUGAUCAAGCGAAAUGAUCUCCUCCGGCAGGUGUACCAGCGCGCCAUCGUCCUGCCCAACAAUGCCAUCGAGGAGCUCCAUGCCAAAUACCGCCUGUUUGAGAUUAAUCUCGACCGGAAGAUCGGUGAGGGUGAGCUCCGGCGCCUGUCCGGCCCGUACAUGACCGCACGCACGGAGCUCGUCCAUCGGAACAAGCUUUUUGCCGAGGUGAACCGGGAUUAUCUGCCGGUGGAAAAGGUUGACCCCGGGCAGCUGGACGCCUGGCGAGCCAUCAUCAACUGGGAAAAGACCAAUCCCCUGGGACUGAAGGACAUCACGCAGGUUCACCAGCGGGUGAAGUUCGCCAUCCGCCAGCAGCUCGCCGCCCUGGGCAAAUACUCCCCCGAGGCUUGGGACGAGGCGGCUCGGUAUCUGGACAGCGUCGGCCUCCGGGACGAGGCCCGUCUCAUGUACGAGGAGGCAUGUCGCAGUCUGCCCGAGUGCCUGGUUCUGCACUUUUCGCAUGCGGAAUUCUUCGAGUCCCGCGGCGAUCUCCCGGCCGCACGGGCGGUCUUCGAGCGCCUUGUCACCUCACUGCAGGACCUGGCUCGAGGCCAUGCAGCGACGGCGGCGGCGGCGGCGGCAGCGGCGGCGGCGGCGGCGACAGCCGCGGCGGAGGCCACGGCCGUCCCUGCUCCUGGCGACGGGCCGAAGAGUUCCACUUCGCCGGACUCGCCCAGCCCCGAGGACAAUGGCUCGGCUCCCGGGGCCUCGGGCGGUGGGGGCUCCUCCGCCAUCGGCCCGGAUCCCGCCUCCUCCUUCCAUCUGGAGCAGCUGGCCGCCAAAUUGUCCCUGGCGUAUGUGGUUUUCAUUCGCUUUGCACGGCGGGCCUUCGGCCCGGGCGAGGCGCGCAUUGUCUUCCGCCAAGCGCGUGCCGCGCGUGCCGGCCCCCAUGUGUACAUCAUCUCGGCCCUGAAUGAGCACUACCUGUCCAAUGACGCGGAGGUCGCUUACCGGGUGUUCAAUGCGGGCCUGAAGGCCUUGCUGCCGACAGGCGCCGGGUCGGGUGCGGCCGCGGCCGCGGCCGGAACCCCGGCCGGCUCGCUGACCGACGUGGCCCUGGCCAAUGCGGCCUUGUACUUGCACGAAUUCAUCGACCACAUGACCCACCUCCAGGACACGGCCAACACGCGGGCCUUCUUCGAGCAGCUCGUCCAGGAGGGUGGCCCGAUCGGGAUCGGAGGCGCUGGGGCUGGUCCCGGUGGCGGGGCCCUGCCGGCCGGAGUGCUUUCCCUGCGCGAGGCCGUCUGGCGGCGUUUCCAUGCAUAUGAGUGUCACUUCGGCGACCUUAGCGCCAUCGAGAAGCUCGAAGCCCGGAUGGCCGCCGAGGGGGUCGACCUUCCUCGAGGCCUGGCGGCCGUGGCUCUGCGGAAUACCUUCCUGGAUUUGCACCCUGUGCAUGUGCGCCAGGCGCCGGCCGAUGCCAUGCUCGGUGUGCUGCUGCAUGGCGGGUCCAUCGAUGGCAGUGGCCAUUCGCCGCAGCUCGGCGCCGGCGGGCCUGGCAUCGGUGGCGUCGACCGGGCCACGCAUCUUGGCGCCGACAACCUGAACCCCUCCUCGCGGGCGGUCCUCCAGGCGCUUGAGCGCCAGCGCGCCUCGGCCACCUGCUUCCACUCGUCCCUGUCCCUGGGGUCGCUGGCGGCCACGGCGCUGGCCACCGGGCCGGGAUCUGGCACCGGUGGACCGGCCGCCGGCGCCGGGGCCGGGAUCAAUCUCCUCUCGCAAGACCUGUCGCAAGCGGCCAUGAGUGAAUUGGGACGGCCCAACACCGACCUCUACAUUCGGUCCAUCAGCGAAGCCCCCUCGCGAGCCACGCGCCAGGAUCCCUUCUUCCCUCCGCUCUUCCCCGCUCUGCCGGAGCGUGCCCAACUGCUGGACUACUUCCUGAAGGUCCUCCCCACGGCUGAGGAAUAUCGCGGUCCGACGCUGGACCCGCAGCGCAUCUUCGACAUUCUGGCCGGCGUGCAGGUCACCUCGUCGGGUGGCGCGUCGCCCAGCUCCCCGCAGCACCCGGAUCCCGGGAAACUGGGCUUCCAGUCAUUUGUGGGCGGCCCCGGCGCUCGCGGGGCCCCUGGCAGUGGGCCAGGCGUGCGCGUGGCCGGGCCGCAUCUGGUUGGCGGCUUCGCCGAGGGGUCGGUCCUGGAUGCGGUCAAGUCGCUGCCCGGGGCGGUUGGACCCGAUUACGCCGGGCUCUCGCUGCGCACGGCCCUGAAGACGGCCGCGGCUCAAAUCCAAGCGACGGGCCGUGUACCGCCGGCGUCCGCCAUGACGACGACCACGGCAAAGCGCGAGCGGCCGGCCGACGGCGGCAGCAGCAGCAGCAGCAGCACUGGUGUCGAGGGCGCGGCCGGCUCCUCGUCGGGGGCGGCCACGACGGAGCCGAGUGCCAAGCGGGCGCACGUUGAUGUCGCGUGA